AUGAUUGUUGUAAUUGCUUUUGUAAUAUUAUUCGUUGAUGCACAAGGAAAAAUUGAACCUUUUGUGGUGAACGGAGAUCGGGCAGCUAUAGAAUACUACGCUCAUUCCGUGUUUCUUUCAAUUCGAGAUUAUCAAGGCGCCUAUAUUUGUGGGUCGUCAAUUUUAAACCAAAAAGUGCUUAUUUCGGCGGCGCAUUGCUUCGAAUCUUGUAAGAAUCCUGGGAAUGUAAACGCGUUUGUCGGAAAUGCUAAUCGUGGUAAAGGCAAGAAAUAUAAGGUGGCUGAUUUUAUAAUACAUGAGCACUAUGAUUCUCAUGAAGUGAGCAAUGAUAUAGCUCUAGCAGUGCUACGGGUACCCCUUUCUUUGGAUAAGUAUGUUAAACGAGUGUCUAUACUGAAGCGACCUCCUCCCAAGAAAAUGGCGGCAGUCGCUGGAUGGGGGCUAAUCGACGAAUAUAAUUCAAUCAAAAGUACAUGGCUACAUUCAACAGAGCAGAAAGUGUGGACAUUAGCUGAAUGUAGGAAGGUUUUACCGGGUAUCCCCAAAGGGUGCAUGUGUGCUGGUGAUACUAAUGAAAAUCGAUAUGCAUCGGAGGGCGAUUCCGGCAGCGCUUUAGUCAUCAAUGACUUCAUACAGAUUGGUAUAGUUUCCUUCAAAAGGCCAGAAACUACCCGAGGUCUAGUUGUGUAUACGAACGUAUCGUACUUCUAUAGUUGGAUCAAAAUUAACUCACGGAAUUUGUAUUGUAAGGAUAAACUUGGAUGA
This is a messenger RNA of Colias croceus (clouded yellow), 765 nucleotides long. Its product is annotated as chymotrypsin-1-like. Lineage: Eukaryota; Metazoa; Arthropoda; Insecta; Lepidoptera; Pieridae. The transcript is spliced from 3 exons. The coding region runs from base 1 to 765 and encodes 254 amino acids. Gene Ontology annotation, molecular function: serine-type endopeptidase activity. The record is from RefSeq and is a predicted model, not a curated record. Gene Ontology annotation, biological process: proteolysis.